Mercenaria mercenaria is the source of this 1130-nucleotide messenger RNA. RefSeq lists its product as uncharacterized. The transcript has 3 exons. The record is from RefSeq and is a predicted model, not a curated record. The coding region runs from base 114 to 1130 and encodes 338 amino acids. NCBI's taxonomy places the organism in Eukaryota, Metazoa, Mollusca, Bivalvia, Venerida, Veneridae.
AGUUCAUAGAUUCGACACAUGAGAUGGUGAAGAGGAAAGACGAUGACAUGUCUAAGCCUGGCUGCCUAUAGAAACAGAGAAUUUCAUAGAACACACGAGGCAAGAAAAAAAGAAUGAAGUGCUCAAAUGCAGGGUGUGGUUUGGUGGGGCAAGGGAAUUUCUGCCAGUCGUGUGGCAGCAAUAUGGUCCCCGACACUCCGGCUAGCACAACGAUUAUAUGUAGUGGACAACUGAAUGGUCAGCCUUGUGGAGCAGAAAUCUUGCCAUUGCAGAACUUUUGUAUAAAAUGUGGAGCCAAGGUUGACCAGAGCUUGUUUACGGCCUUGUUGGGAGCAUGUACAAGAUGCGGGACUGUGUUGAGCCCAGAGUGUAUCUUUUGUGCACACUGUGGCUUCCAGAAGGGCGAAACAGCUCCCAUGAAAUUGAAUGCUGAAGGAAGUGCUUCAUGCACAGGAGACAGCUUAUUGGAGUCUGAACAAGACUCAUCACCGGCAGUGUCUUCUGGAGGUGACGGUAAACAUCAAGAUUGUAGUAUUGCUGCCGGUAUGAAUACUCCUGAAGUACUUGCGGAGACAGUCACAGAUAAGGAAACAAUAAAGGACUCUCAAAAUGGUCUUGAGACUACUGCAAGCAAAGAUGCACUUGCAGCGUCAAUGGAGACAGUCACAGAUAAGGUAACAAUUAAGGACUCUCAAAAUGGUCUUGAGAUUGAUGUAGGAAAAGAUGCACUUGUAGCAUCAAUGGAGACAGUCAAAAUCACAGAUGAGAAAACAAUAACGGAAACUCAAAAUGAUCUUGCUAAUGUUGCAGGCAGGGAUACUCCCGAAGUUAUUGCUGAGACGGUCACAAAUGAUGAAAAAGUAAACCAAACUUUAAACGAUCCUAACACAAUUGCAGACAAGGAUACUCCUGACAAGGGUACACUUGCUUUGUCAGUGGAGAAAGUCCCAGACAAAGACAAUAUGUAUGAGUCUCAAAAUGAUCUUGACACUGCUAAAAGCAGCGAUACUCCUAAAGUACUAGUAGGGACAAUCUCGGAAGAGGAAAAGGAAACAGACACUCGAAGCGAUUUUAACGCUGCUACGGGAAAAGAUACUCCUGAAAGUACUAGUGAACACAAUCACAGAUGA